UCAGAAUCAAAGCCCAAGAAGCUUAGAAUAGAAACAUUUUUAUAUAUUAGUUAUUUGUAGAUUCUUUGUAAGAUAUCUUUUAAUUUCAGUAUAAUUUUAGGGUGUAAGAACUUAUACUUGAUAAUUAAUUUAAUUAUAGACAUUAUCUUUUCAGAGAUUUUAUUAUUCGUACGGCUGUUGUGUUCCAAUUUUUUUUUUUCACAAGAUAAGGAUAGAUGUCAAAUGAUAAUAAAUCAGACUUAGAGUCUCAUAAGUCAUAUUCGGAAGGCACAAGCAAUUCUAUAGCUGCAUUUCCUAUUCAUGGAAAUAGUCCGACCAAGGCUGGAAGAUCUUCAUCUUUAAGAAGUAGCUCAGAAGAUGGAGAGAGCAUAUAUAGGACCAAGACAAAUCAGACUGAGUUGUCGAGGAUACUAAGUGGGAUAAGAGAUGAUAUAACUCAACAAUUUCAGGAUAAUUCUGAAGCAAAUCUGUAUAAUGAAAGAGCCUAUGCAGAGCCUAUUUUGGUGAAUCAAUUAGAUAUUAUCUCAAGACAUAGCACAAGACUACCAGAGAUAAGUAAAGCUUCGAGUCGAGUUUCACAAGGUAGGAAAGAACAAGAGGACGAAAGAGAGGAAGAAGAGUACGAAGAAGGAGAAGAUUAUUAUGAAGAAAAGAAAGAAGUGAACCCUGAAGAUGAAAUAAUUGAUGGAGAACAUCCAAUUGAUGGUUGGUGGUCUAUUUUAAUGUCCUUGUGUACGAUGUUAUUAAUUGUAUGUUGUUGGGGAGUAAAUAGUGCCUAUGGGGUGUUUUUGGAUUUUUAUCUAUCAAGUAAUAGAUUUCCAGGUGCUACUCAAUAUGAUUUUGCAUUGAUUGGUGGGCUAGUUGUUCUCUUAGCCCAAGCUAUGGCUCCCAUUAGUAUUAUUGCAUUUAGAAUGUUUGGCUUCAAAAGGGUUGCAUUUUUCGGUGCUGUUGUUCAAACAAUAGCCUAUAUAUUAGCAUCAUUUGCUACAAAAAUUUGGCAUUUAUUCUUGACUCAAGGUUUAUUAGUUGGAGUUUCAUUUGCAUUUGUAUUCUUACCUGCAACUUUAGUGUUACCAACUUGGGUUAAAAAGAAGAGAGCUACAUCAAUGGGUAUUGCUGUAUCUGGUGCUGGAUUAGGUGGUGUUAUAUUCUCAUUAUCAGUAAAUGCUAUUAUUGAAAAAACUGGAGAUCAGCAAUGGGCUUUAAGAAUGUGCGCUAUUGUAACCUUUUUCUUAUCAAUGUUGGCCGUAUUAAUUAUGAGACCAAGACGAUUGAAAAAUCCACCAACUUUGAAAGAAACAGCAACCUGGAAUAAUCUUAAAGUUAGUGCUAGAGUAGUAUUUGAUAUAAAAGUAUUCAAUAACUAUGCCUUAGUUGCAUUAGCAUUUUGGUUCGCCAUUGCUUUAUUGGGUUACAUGUUGCUUAUCUUUUCCAUUGCUUCUUAUGCUACGUCUGUUGGCUUAAAGCCUUCUCAGGGUUCCGCAUUAACUUCAAUUUUAAAUGCUGCUCAAGUAGUUGGUAGACCAUGUAUGGGUAUUAUCGGUGAUAGAUUUGGUAGAGCAAAUUUAACUAGCAUUCUUUCAUUAUGUAUUGCUAUACUUAUAUUUGCAUUUUGGAUUAAUGCUACAACUUAUGGGACGUUAAUUGGUUUCUGUGUACUCGUUGGAGCUAUUGUAGGAAUUGGUAGUUCUAUGGCCCAACCUAUAGCUACUGACAUAGUAGAAGAUACACCACAGAAAUUACCACCAGUUUGGUCAGGUAUGAAUAUUUUCGUUUCAGUAUUCUGUUUAGUUGCUGAAGUAAUUGCUCUUGCAAUGACACAGAAGAACUCUUCUCGACCAUUCUUGCAUUCACAAAUAUUUGCUGGUUGUUGUUUCCUUACAUGUAUGGGACUUAUGCUAGUAGUUAGAGAAUGGUUAGUACGAGAUAGACUUAAGAAGAUAUUGGCUACGACUAUCAGCAAUCAUAAUAUAUUGCAAAAUCAGCAAAGAAAACCAAUCACCUAUUUAAAGACUUCUGAUUUGCAACCACAACAAUCGGCUCAAUCUGAUAAUAAGAAUGAAGAGGAGGAAUUACAAAUAUUAGAAGAAAGAAUUGCAAGGUAUAAUACUUUGUUAGGAAAAACACCAUUAUCAUUCUUCAUAAGAAUGUUUUAUCCUAUCAAAGUUUAAUGCUAAUUAACGUAAACUUAUAGAUUUUCGUAAGAGUAAAAUACAAAUGACAUUUAAAUUUUAAAAACUCUUUUAAUUUUUAUAUUUAUAUUACGUAUGACCUUU
This is a messenger RNA of Scheffersomyces amazonensis, 2276 nucleotides long. Its product is annotated as MCT family MFS transporter. The transcript has a single exon. Bases 216 to 2171 code for a protein of 651 amino acids. Gene Ontology annotation, cellular component: membrane. Gene Ontology annotation, biological process: transmembrane transport. Gene Ontology annotation, molecular function: transmembrane transporter activity. NCBI's taxonomy places the organism in Eukaryota, Fungi, Ascomycota, Pichiomycetes, Serinales, Debaryomycetaceae. The record is from RefSeq and is a predicted model, not a curated record.